Messenger RNA from Aspergillus heteromorphus CBS 117.55, 1515 nucleotides. RefSeq lists its product as uncharacterized. The record is from RefSeq and is a predicted model, not a curated record. Bases 1 to 1515 code for a protein of 504 amino acids. Lineage: Eukaryota; Fungi; Ascomycota; Eurotiomycetes; Eurotiales; Aspergillaceae. The transcript has a single exon.
AUGAGUUCCAAGCAGCUCGUCGUCAGCACGCGUCGCCCGCGGGCCUCCGAAUCCGCCCUCAUCACCACCAACUUCCGUGGCAACGGCCGUGCCGUCGCGAACCUGCACUCUCCUCCCCCCGACUCCUCCACCACCCUCAUCCGCGGGCCCUCCCAUCGCCGCACCGGCAGCACCCUCAAGACCGUCAUGCGCAAGAUCUUCACCCGCAAGCCCCGCGACGACGACUCCGCCCAUUCCCGGUCUGACAACCGCAGCCCGCGAUCCGACAAGUCCCUCGACAAGGCCCUCGACAAGCCCUUCCCCCUGUCCAACUCCCUCAAUGCGAAGCCCUCCCCACCAGACUCCACCACGCCCACCUCGUGGGAGGAGGCCCUGAAGAAGCUCGAACCGCAUCCGCGCCGCCGCCGGGCCACCCUGCCCAGCCUGAUCUUCUCGGACGAGGAGUCCCGCGUCGCCCUGGAGGGCCUGGUCAACUCAGGCCGCCCGAUCAGCAAGCGCGACAACAGUCCCCACGCGAACAGCGACCCGGACGACGUACGUCGGCGCGAGCUGCGGCAGAUCAAGCGUCGUUCACGGAGCGCCACCGCGCUGCGCGGCAUGGCCAAGGACCAUCUGAUGUCGCCAAUCCAAUGGCGACGACGAAGUCUAGAGUCGUGCGCAGCGUCAACAACCUUCGGGGCAGCCUCCGAGGCCGAGUUGGAACGUCCCCCGACGCGGACCACCGUCGCCAGCGCCCCCAAGCCCACAACCCGGCCGUCGUUCCUGGAGGACGACGAAGACGAAAAGGACGAGCCCGAGCUUGAGGCCCCAGACACCGACACCUACCAAAACGUCAGCGACCUCGUCAACUCGAUGCAGCACGACGAGAACGUGACCCUCGAGCAGCGUCUCACCACCCUGGAGGUGAAGAUGAUCGACCUCGAGUUCGCCAUCGCACGCAUGCAAAGCGGCCGCGAGUCGCCCGUCGAGCCGAAGAAAACUUCCCCGACCACAGCAACCCGCCACAAGCGCAAGAAAUCGGCCGUGCCGUCCGAGACUCGCGCAAAGUCGCCCACCGAUCGCCCGGAGAGCACGAGCACCCUCCGUCCCAGCCCGCUCUAUCGCUCGCGCACGCUGCAGGCCCCCUCGUCCACCUCGCUGCACGAAUGCAACAGCAUCUCCGUGGAGCAGUACAGCGCGCUGGUCAUGCUGCUCCGCCGCGAGCAGAACGCGCGCCGCGACCUCGAACACCAAGUCACCAGUCUCCGGGACGACAUUCAGCAGCUGCAGCAGAUGGCGCGGGACUCCAUGGGCCUGCCCACCAGUCCAGGGAGUGGAACCAUGUACCCGAUCCGCAGCAUGGACUCGCAGGACAUCGUCCGUCUGCGACAAGCCCUGGGUCCGUCCCCGACAGAGACCUCCCGCACCGAGCGCAUCGAGAGCGAUGACGAACGCCCCGAACUGCCCCCGAAGGAGGGCGGAUACCAGCCGCGAUGGCCAUCUUCGCGCCGGGUCGAGGUCAGCGGGAUGAUCUGA